This is a messenger RNA of Closterium sp. Naga37s-1, 2445 nucleotides long. The record is from the annotation of a GenBank genome assembly. Lineage: Eukaryota; Viridiplantae; Streptophyta; Zygnematophyceae; Desmidiales; Closteriaceae.
AUGUGUGCUGCCAUGCUCUCAAUUGUGUGCUGCCAUGCUCUCAAUUGUGUGCUGCCGUGCUCUCAAUUGUGUGCUGCCAUGCUCUCAAUUGUGUGCUGCCAUGCUCUCAAUUGUGUGCUGCCAUGCUCUCAAAUGUGUGCUGCCAUGCUCUCAAUUGUGUGCUGCCAUGCUCUCAAUUGUGUGCUGCCAUGCUCUCAAUUGUGUGCUGCCAUGCUCUCAAAUGUGUGCUGCCAUGCUCUCAAAUGUGUGCUGCCAUGCUCUCAAAUGUGUGCUGCCAUGCUCUCAAAUGUGUGCUGCCAUGCUCUCAAUUGUGUGCUGCCAUGCUCUCAAUUGGUGCUGCCAUGCUCUCAAUUGUGUGCUGCCAUGCUCUCAAUUGGUGCUGCUAUGCUCUCAAAUGUGUGCUGCCAUGCUCUCAAUUGUGUGCUGCCAUGCUCUCAAUUGUGUGCUGCCAUGCUCUCAAAUGUGUGCUGCCAUGCUCUCAAUUGUGUGCUGCCAUGCUCUCAAAUGUGUGCUGCUAUGCUCUCAAAUGUGUGCUGCCAUGCUCUCAAUUGUGUGCUGCCAUGCUCUCAAAUGUGUGCUGCCAUGCUCUCAAAUGUGUGCUGCCAUGCUCUCAAUUGUGUGCUGCCAUGCUCUCAAAUGUGUGCUGCCAUGCUCUCAAAUGUGUGCUGCCAUGCUCUCAAUUGUGUGCUGCCAUGCUCUCAAAUGUGUGCUGCCAUGCUCUCAAUUGUGUGCUGCCAUGCUCUCAAAUGUGUGCUGCCAUGCUCUCAAGUGUGUGCUGCUCCAUCAAGCCUUCACUUCUUUAAUGCGGUUGCAAGUUGCAACGGCAUGCGUACUUACCUCUCUCCCCUCGUCCAUGCGCUCCUCUGCCCCCCCCUUUCGCUCGCCCCCAUCAGGGAGCGCCCCAGUGAGCACGAGGCGCUGGACCCGCCCACCACUGACCUGCCCGUGGAGGUGCUCGUGUGCGCGCUGCCGCCCGACCCCGCCCACCCCGUGCCGCUGCACUCCCUGCACGAGUUCCUCGAGUUCUACCGCCUCUCCGGGGCGGCACGGGUUGUCCUGUAUGACAACGGGGCGUGGCAGGAGGGCGGCAUGGCGGAGCAGGUGGCGGGGCAGGUGGAGCGAGGCGAGGUGGUGGUGGUGCCGUUCCAUGGCAGCCGCGACCACCAGCUGCACCGCCAGGGCAAGGUGAGCGCUGCACGCCAGGGCAAGGUGAGAGCUGCACCGCCAGGGCAAGGUGAGAGCUGCACCGCCAGGGCAAGUGUUCCUCCUCCGCUACCCGCUGUGUGCAACCGGGCAUGGCAGGGGUUGGCGGCGCAGGACUGUGCAUGGGGGGCGGGGUACACGGCACGCUGGGUGGUGCCCGCGGAGCUCAACGAGUUCCUCUUCACCGGCUCUCAGCCCGCCGCCCUGCCCACCUUCCUGCGCGCACACGGGGCGGCAGCGGUGGUGACGGUGGGGUCGCUGUGGUGGUCCAGCGCCAAGUGCUCACUGGACUUUGGAGCGGGCGAGCAGGGCGGGGGCAAGUUCUGGGUGGAGCGCAUGGUGUACCGCUGGCCGUGGCCCGUCUGCCACGACACCUCCGCCUUCCCCGACGCCAACCUCUGCCUCGGCGAGACCGGCUACCGCAAACCCAUCGUCGACCCCCGCAAGGUGGAGGCGCUGGGGGCGUUUGAGGCGCGGGCGGGGGGGGGCGAGGGCGGGGAGGUGGACGUGCGCACGGAGGAGGCGGUGUACAACCACGUGCAGGACCUCUUCUCCGCGCCCUCCUCCUCCUGGUGCCACGAGCUCUUCAAUGACGACCAGUGGCCCCCUCCACCAUCUAGCCCACACUGCUAUCCUGACCCAAGAAUCAUGCCCCCGGCCAUACCAUGCCCCCCCCUGCGUGGUGGUGGUGGUGGCAGGGCCCCGAGUGGUGGGUGCGGGACACCUUCCUGCGCGACCACGCCCACUCGCUCAGAGCAGGCCGCGUCUGUGACUUCGAUAAAGGCCAGGUACGUGUGUGAAAGGUGGGGGGUGGGGUCUGCUGCUCUCACUGCCGCUGUUGCACCCCAAUCACUGUUCCCAUGCCCUCUUCCCUCUCAUGUGCCACCGGACAUGUAUGCCGUUUCCCAUCCUUGUCAUCCCUCUCAUCUCCCAUCCAUCUCAUCUCCCAUCCCUCUCAUCUCCCAUCCUUCUCAUCUCCCAUCCCUCUCAUCUCCCAUCCUUCUCAUCUCCCAUCCCUGUCUUUUCCCAUCCUUGGCUCCCACCUUUGCCCUGCGCUCUCUCUUUAGCCAGCAUUCAUUCUCCCACCUUUCUUUACUCAAUCUGUCACCUGUCACCACCCAUCGCUUCUCCUAUCCACGCUUUUCCAGUGCGAGCUGCUGUCGCAACAAUGAACCAUCAGGUCUGGAGAUUGAGGCUCGCAACAAGAUACGCAGGGUCUUCUUCUGGCACAUCAACCCAUGA